UUAAGUACAUUAAAACUUCUCCUUACCUUUACUGGUUAAUCUAAGCAUUCGAAAUGGUUGAAGAUUUUUAGCUAGAUUUUAGCUAACCUUAUUAAAUAGAAUUAAAAGCUUUUCAACUCCCAGAAUUAAAGUCUUCACAACUUGAAUUUUCAUCUUCAUUGUAAUGAACCAAAAUUCAGCUUUCCAACAAGAAAAAGAAUGUAAAUAAAGCAAAAGAGAUCAUUAAAAGCUUCAAAUAUGCAACAAUCAACCAAUCAGGCAUCCAGAAGAGUACAUGAAAGUUAUUCAGUCGUAUCACUUUCAAUAAAAAAAUAAACUCAUUUGAAAACAUUUUCAUCUUCAUGUUCUCCAUUCAACUGCAACACAAAAAAAGAAUUCAUGUUAACCAUUUUUUUAAAAAAAUGCGCACAAUAUACGAACAUACCAACUUAAACAACAAUCACACUUAUACAAGUUUUUAUUUUUUUUCCAUUUUUUGAAGACUACGAGUAUAUUUUUAUGAUGGGAACAACAACCAUGGUUUAAAGAGCUAAUUGUAAAAAAUAUAAAAUUUGAACAAUUAUUCAAAGUCAUUCGAGUUUGAAAUGUGCAGUUUUUAAAAUACGAAGAAAAACAACAACAACAACUACUCGAAUAACCCAAAAUGUAAAUCAUUGUUUUUAUAGCAAAAUAAUAAUAAUUAUAAAAAUCAUCAUCAGAAGAAAAGUUUAAAAAUUCGAUAAUACAAAAAAAAGUAAAAGUGAAAAGUAGCAUGAGUGAAGUAAAAUGGGAUUAUUUAAAACAAAACACAUCGUGAUUAUCACCAUUUAUAUAUCUGUAUGGAUUAUUGCUCUUCCAUCGACUUAUGGUGAAAAUGAAAAUACCAACAAGACAUCUCUUGUGUACAGGAACAUCACAAGUCGAGAUAGGUCGGCUGCGAAAUUUUUCUCUGAGAGGCUUAAAGUGUCACAAAUUAGGGAUGAAAAGCAGAACAAAUCGUGGCCAUCAGUGACUCCACAACAAAGCAACCGACGAGCAAUACUUAAUAAUAGAUUAAAAUUAACAGAUGAAUGUGAGCGGAAUUGUAGGCGAAUUGAUAAUGAAGACAAUUGUAAACUAAAAUGUGAUUAUGAAUUUAAGCUAAGCAAUAAUAAUACAACAAAAUUGGAACUUAGUAAACUUAAUAAUAGCGAAACGAGCACAACUGAAUCUAACCUUGUAUCACAAUCGAAAGAUGGCAAAGAUGAGAUAUUGGAAAGUGAAGAGUCAGUUCUCGUAGCUGACUCAAUUAGCAAUAAUGACAGUGGCUAUCGUACCAAAGAGCUCUCUAAGAACAAAAAUGACAAAAUGGAAAAAUAUUUAAAGAAUAUGAUUUUAUUAAAAAGUAGAACGACUACAAAAAUUGCAAAGAGAAAAACAACAAGCACAACAUCGCCAAGAUCUAGACCAACGAUUUAUCGUGGACGAGUAAAAUAUUCUCCAAGUAGUGCUCGAAUUCGUGAGGAAAGUUUAAUUCCAUAUGGCAGCACAAUUCGAUAUUCUAAUUUUAGUAAAAUUUAUACACAAGGCUACACACCGACAUCAUCUAGGACAAAAGAAAAAGAUUUAGAAAUUAUGGAUGUGUCUGAUCCAAGACAGUCAUCUACUGAAAAAAUGAGAUUUCUUAAAUCUCGAAAUAUUGUUGCAAUUAAUAACUACGUUAAGAGGCUUAAUACACGAAUUGCAAGCAUUCCGAAGCUAAUCAAAAAUGCAACAGAAAGUGUUGUUAAUUCCACAAUAGCUAUAACAUCAGGAACUGAAUUAACAUCCACUGAAAUGCCAAUUCUAGAGAAAGUUUAUAAUACAACAGAUAUUCCUGUACCUAACAUAGAUAAUGACUUAUCGACUAUAAGAGAUGACUUCCCACAAUCUACAGUCAUUCCAUUUGGAAUUAAAAGGGAAAUUGCAGAAACUAUUAACGAGUUUUCUACAAAAAUUCCAGACACAACUGUUGAAACAACAACUGUAUCAACCAGUACAUCUUCAUUAUUUACAACAUCAGUUCCAAUAACAACACAAACGACAACAACAACCACUGAAGCAAGAACAACAAAAAGGUUUUACACUUCCAUACCACGACGAAAGCAACUUACAACGUACUCAACAACACCUAAGGCUAUAAUUUCAACAAUUCCAUCCAUACUCAAUAAUACAGUUGUACAAAGUCAAAAUUCUACAUACCUAAAAAUACCAAUGAUAUCGACAACAAAAGCUACAACACCACCUUAUAUAAUAAAUGACCAUAAUGCAAUAACGGAAGUUCCUAUCGAAGUCGAAGUUCUACCAUCAAUGACAUCAGAUGCUUAUACAACAACCUCACACCGACCACAAGUAUUAUAUGAGUCUAUAUCAACGACAAGUGUAAAUGAUAUAGCCCAUGUUGAGGCUCAAAACCUGAACGUCACAGCUUACGCAUUAGGUGGCUUUUGUUUUCUUCCUGUCGUUUUAGUUGCUUUGUAUUUUGUUAAAUCAUACAUGAUGAGGCAUAAAUCAAGUGAAGAUUAUCAUGCAGAUAAUGACAUUCAACCCAUUAGUCCGGUGGUUACCUUAAAUAAUUCCGAUGAUUCCAUCGUUUAUUUCGACGAGAAUGAGGAAUCGCUUGCAACUUUUAAUCGCAAUAAAUUAAGAUUUAAGAGCUUAUUGGGCGAGGGUAAUUUCGGGCAAGUGUGGAAGGCAGAAAUCGAUGAUGUUAAUGGAAGUACGAAAAUUGUUGCCGUCAAGACCGAGCGCAUUAAUAAUGGACAAAGUGGAUUAAAAUCAGAGUGCGAAAUUAUGCAGAAAUUGGGAUCGCAUCUAAAUGUUGUGACUUUGAUUGCGGCAUGUGUGGAACAAGAACCGCAUUUGCUGAUUAUGGAGUUUGCUAUGCGUGGAAGAUUGCUCUCAUUACUGCGAACUGCCCGAAGUGUCUCAAAUGGAUUACAUCAUAAUACACAAAAUCGUCAACCAAUUAUGCCACUUUCACCACGACGACUUACGGGCUUUGCGCACGACAUUGCGAAGGGAAUGGAAUAUAUAGCAAAUAAAAGAAUUGUACAUUGUGACCUAGCUGCGAGAAAUAUCUUGCUUGAUCACAAUGGUAUUUGUAAGAUUUGUGACUUUGGAAUGUCAAUAGACUUAGAUAAGAUGGAAUCAAGAGAUAAAUCAAAUCAAAUGAAAAUUCCACGAGUUUCAACGCAUCAAAAGAAAUUUAAGUUUGACAUGACAUCUCGAGUCUUUGAUGGCAUCAAGAAUUACGCAUCGAGACAAACAAAAAGCAAUUGUGAUAUUAAAAAUCGCCCUGCGAUGCCUGUUCGAUGGAUGGCACCAGAAUCUUUGCAAUAUCAUAUUUACUCAAUUGAAACUGAUGUAUUUGCCUUCGGCAUAUUGUUGUGGGAAAUUGUUACAUUAGGUAUGUGUGGAUGUCAAUUAUUCGUGAUGUAUUGCUAUUUAUUGGCCGAGAAGGCAUAUCCAAUGUGGUUUGGUGAUUUGUCAUCAAUUUUGCUCUAACAUAUGACCUCUUUAUGGAUGUGUACAGCUCUAUCAUGCUAAAAUAUUGAUUUUAUAGCUCUUAUUCCCGGUUGUAAGGAUAGAUCAUCUAUCGACCAUAUGGUUCAUAAAUAUAUUCACUUAAUUUGGACGAUAAACGCCCUUACUUGCCUAUAUAAAAAUCAAUAAUUAAAUAAAUAAUUUAAUAAUUACAGGUAUAACUCCUUAUCCAACAUUAUCAGGAAGAGAAGUCAUAAGAGGCGUAUUGAAUGGUGUACGGCCAGAAAUUCCAAUCAAUUGUAAGCAGGAACUGUCAGACGUAAUGACACAUUGUUGGCACAAAAGUCCAAGUCAUCGUCCUUCAUUCUUUGACAUUAAAAAGGCACUCGCGAAUGCACUUUUACAUUGGCAAGAAGAGCCGUCAUCAACACAUACUGAAUAUUUAGAUGUUAGUGGAUUUAGUGAAGACUAUGAAAAUGGAAUGAUUUAUUUUAAUCGACGAAUUUCCGAAUUUGAAUGUGAAAUUUAAGAGUUUUUUUUUGCUGCUAUUUUCUUAUAAUUAUUAUUUACUUAAUAAGACAUACUUAAAUUUCACUUCUCACCAAAGUUUUUAAUCCUUAUAAUCAGUCUUCAGAUUUCCUGAAGCUCGUUAUGAAAAAAAAAAUUAUUUUUUUAUAUCAUUGUUAAUAAAAAGA
Molecule: messenger RNA, 4178 nt
Organism: Chironomus riparius
Lineage: Eukaryota; Metazoa; Arthropoda; Insecta; Diptera; Chironomidae
Source: the annotation of a GenBank genome assembly